Messenger RNA from Penicillium subrubescens, 2310 nucleotides. RefSeq lists its product as uncharacterized. Gene Ontology annotation, biological process: protein polyubiquitination. Lineage: Eukaryota; Fungi; Ascomycota; Eurotiomycetes; Eurotiales; Aspergillaceae. The transcript has 2 exons. Gene Ontology annotation, molecular function: protein binding. Bases 1 to 2118 code for a protein of 705 amino acids. The record is from RefSeq and is a predicted model, not a curated record.
AUGCUCACCCUUGAGACCCUUGAUCCUCGUCCUCCUCCUCUUCCACCUGCCCCCGAUGCAGCAGCCAUCUCCGCCUCCCUCAUGGACAAGUUGCCGGUAGAAAUCCUCGCCAAAAUCAUCGACUGUAAGAGCCGUCGCAAACCCCUCCUCCCCUCCCGCGUUUCUCACCCCCGUGAGAAGGUGAAGCUGCAACUGGUUUGCAAGCAAUUUUUUGAUCUCGCCCGCGACAAUAACCUUUGGAAAUUGCACUGCUAUGAGCAGUCAUGGGCGGCCCUACAAUCCAAUCGUCCGGCAGGCCGGACCUCGGAGAGUCUUCUCUCAAAUUCGACCACGCCGUUGAGCACGCUAGGACAAAAUUCAUUGCGUGAUCUUAUCCAACCUCCGGCUCCGCCGUCGGGAAACGGGGAACUAGAUGAAGAACGAAGGCCUUCAGACAUUGCGCGGGCGGCCGCAGAUUGGGACUCUUCGGCGGAGGGAGAACAUGUGGAUUGGUAUUCGGAAUAUAUUGCUCGGCAUGGACCGAUGUCAUUAUCAUGGGUGCAGCAGCCUAUGCGAUCCAAUGGCCAAGGCCGGAGGAAACAGCCAUUUGAAAUCAAGGGCAUGGGCUUGUUGAAAGAUUGGAGCUCUGCGAGAGAGAACAAAAUCGUGGCUCCUCUUGACGAUGGCACGGUCUGCAUUUGGGAUCUCAAUCAUUCCCACCGCGUCGACUCUCAGUCAUCCAAAGGCAAAAUACUCGGGAUGAGUGAGCCAGGUGUUCUCAUGACCAAUCGUUCUGGACGCAGGGAGCUUUCGCCUUCCAAGUCUGCGUUGGAAUUCAUCAAUCUUGGGGAGGGUGUCUCUGUAGACUCAUUUCGGCGAAGAGCCUACCUUGCUGUGGGCAAUGUCUUGAACGAGGUUGACUUGGAGACACUUAAAAUUGUCUCGCAGCAGCGAUACCCUUGGUCGAUCUUUGCUCUCUCGCAAGAGACCGAUUACUCUGUGCCACUGACACUAGCGACAACACUUAGUUUGCAGAUUCAUGAUGCCCGGCUAUCCGCAACAGAAGAAGAGGAAGCUAUCAGCCUACGGUGCGAGAAGAACAUGGCGCCUUUGGUACCCGAGUUGGAUAUCUUUGCUCAUCCAGACUCGCCAUUACUACAACUACAAGCAAAUGGGCAGCCUCCAACACGCAUCCGCAGUCCUGAUCCUACAGCUAGGGAGAAUUAUGCCCCUCUCUUCCAGCCCGGGCCACUCUCCAUCCUACACCCUCCCGCACCUCAUGUGAACUCCAUCCUUCUUGCGGGCCGAUUCCCCAGUAUCCUUUGCUAUGAUCGGCGGUUCUUCCCCCGACUGCAAAGCACCGUGCACUCUGGAGGCCGGUUAUGUGGCCUUGCCUCGGCUCCUGCACCCCGAUUUCCCGUCUUUUCAGACUCGACAUACCCCCAGUCUCACACUGUCGUCGCGUGUGGCGAAUACAACGGUCGAGGUUCUCUAGAAUUGUACAGCUUGGAGUCUUCAUCACAAGGAUUUAAUGACGACCCGUCUAAAAUGACGUCGCAAUUAACACCACAUUAUAAGAAUCGACAAAGUGCAGCCAGUUCCAAACUGCUCUCGGUCGCGUCUCAUGGGAAUCGCCUCGUCUACUCCGACUCCGAGGGCAAUAUCAAAUGGGUUGAACGCAAUGGCCGAGCAGAAGUCCGCCGCUGGAAUAUCAACACUUUCCACCCCCAAAUUCCAUUCUCGCGAUCCAGUCACACACCGAUACCGGGACAGCCAAACGAAGAGUCCAAUGCUCGUGGACUAUGGCCGGACUCAAACCCGCAAAACAAUAGCAGUGAAGUGGCACGCAAGAUUCUACCUACAGGAGGGAACUUGACCGGCGACGAGCUGCUAGUAUGGACUGGAGAGCGCAUCGGUCGUAUCAAGUUCUCUAUACCCGCGGACCUCGAUGGUGUUGUGGUAGACGAUGAGGACGAGUGGUUUAUGAAGGCCGAGGUUGACGAAGAGACCCGCGCUGCCAUGCGACAGAAACAUCGUGACGAAUGGGAGAAGGAGCAAAGAUACGAGGACAUGAUGCGUCGGGCACUCGAGCGACAGGCGGAUGAAGUCCGAUGGAUGGGCACGGAUGGCAUGAGUUGAUCUCGAUCUUUCUCGCCCAAUUUGUGACGAUACUUCCCUUUGGUCACAUCGUGUGACCAUUUCUCUUUUUUAAACUAUCCAACCUUGGCAUCUCAUCGCAUGACUGUUAUAUUCGUGCGGCUACUUAGACGUGACAAUUUUUUUCAUUCGGAAUUUAAGCGGAACGUAUAUCGUGCCUCGCAUUACUCUACG